Molecule: messenger RNA, 1323 nt
Organism: Manduca sexta (tobacco hornworm)
Lineage: Eukaryota; Metazoa; Arthropoda; Insecta; Lepidoptera; Sphingidae
Exons: 3
Coding region: 1-1323 (440 amino acids)
Molecular function (GO): nucleic acid binding; RNA-DNA hybrid ribonuclease activity
Source: RefSeq, a predicted model, not a curated record
AUGGUUAUCACCAAUAGACUUAAGUAUGACACCCCGAUCCUGCACAUGGGCGGAGUCGACAUUGGUCUGUCUAACGAGAUCAAGCUGCUCGGCCUCCUAAUAGACCGAAAACUGACCUUUAACGGCCACGUGACGCAGGCAUGCGCAAAGGCCAUAGGCCUGUAUAAAGUGCUCGCGAGGUCGGCCAAGGUCCAGUGGGGAUUGGGACCCGAGGUGAUCAGGACGAUCUACACGGCGGCGGUGGAGCCCGUGAUCUUGUAUGCCGCAAGCGCAUGGGCUCCAUCAAGCCGAAAGCUAGGUGUCAGGAAGCAGCUCGGAGCCAUCCAGCGCAGUUUCGCGCAAAAGAUGACGAAGGCCUACAGGACUGUCUCUCUCAACUCGGCCCUACUGCUUGCCGGAGUGCUGCCCCUUGACAUCAGAGUGCGGGAAACCGCACUCCUAUAUGAGGUCAAGAGGGGGCACUCUAGCGAGGUAGUGGGUGACCGGGAGGUGGAGGCUCCUGUGGCCUUCGUCAACUUGGACCACCCGGCGGAGCGGAUGGGCGGGAGCUUCCAAUGCCUGACGGAUGGAGCGGAACUGGCUCGGCACGUCGGUGAGGGUCUUAGUAUCUUCACCGACGGAAGCAAGAUUGAUGGGAAAGUCGGAGCGGCGCUGUCCAUAUGGAACGGUGCCGCCGAGACGAGUACCAGAAAGUUGCGGCUCGAGCCAUACUGCUCUGUCUACCAGGCGGAACUUCUCGCCCUCCGCAAAGCCGUGGAGGAGGCGCUCCGUAGCGGGCUUCCUGCGUGCGGCAUCUUCAGCGACGCAAGGUCCGCUCUCGACGUCGUCACCAGAGAAGCCGAAAAACGCACCCAGAAAAUUAAGCUUUUCUGGGUGAAGGCACACGUGGGGUUGGAGGGAAACGAGAGGGCGGACGUACUCGCUAAGGACGCCGCACAACACCUGAAGACCCGUGCGCACUACGACAAAUGUCCGGUUUCAUUCGUCAAACGACAGAUCCGAAAGGACUCGAUUGACGAAUGGAGCCGGAGAUACGCGGACGGAGAGACGGCUUCGGUGACGAAGCUGUUCUUUCCGGACGCGGUCGAGGCGCACAGGGUCGUAAGGCGGAUCGUCCUGGACGCCACACUGACGCAGGUGUUCACGGGGCACGGCGGGUUCUCCGAGUACUUGCAUCGGUUCAAGUGCAAGGAGAGCCCGGCGUGCCAAUGUGACCCUGACGUUCGGGAGACGGUCCCACAUCUCCUGCUCGAGUGUCCCAUCUUCGCAGUCAAUAGAUAUGAGCUCGAGAUGCAAUUAAAACAAGCCUUAAAUAUAAGAUGA